UUGCAAUUUAUAAAGCAGGAUAUUUUUCCAACCCAGAUCACAAGAGUUGAUCCCUGAUAGAGAUUAGUUAACAUGAGGACACACUGGUCUACAUUAGCUGCCCUGAUUUUAGGGUUUUGUGUUGUUUUGUCAUCUAACUCCAUCAUGCCUAAACCUGGUAACUGUCCCAGAGAUGUGCCUUUCAUCAUGCCACUUCCACCAAGACCACCUUGCAACUUUGACAAUGACUGUCCUGAAGAUGAAAAAUGCUGUUUCUUUAACCAUCAACGUACCUGUGUGUCUCCUGUUCCAACAACACCACGGUGUCCAAUCAUUCCAGGAGUAAUGCCCAUUUGUGGUGAAAUGUGCUCUUCUGACAGUGAUUGUCCAUUUGGUGAAAAAUGCUGCGACAACGGAUGUGGACACGUUUGCUUGUCACAUGAACUGGUGAAACCAGGAAGCUGUCCCAUUGUUCUGUUUUCCCUCCGUUGUUUUGAUCACUGCCGAGGUGACAGCAGCUGUUCCAAUGAGCUGAAGUGUUGUCCUACAAUCUGUGGCUUUAAAUGUGUGGAGCCUAUUUGUGAAUUUGAGUUAGACCCCCCGUCAUACAUAAUCUCCCAUCACAAAGAGAAAGGUUCCCACCAGAUGGAUAGGCCGUCUGUCCAGGGUGCAACCCGCAUGUUUGCCCAAAGACAGCUGGAGAUAGGCACCAGCCCCGCUAGAUUAGUUAACAUGAGGACACACUGGUCUACAUUAGCUGCCCUGAUUUUAGGGUUUUGUGUUGUUUUGUCAUCUAACUCCAUUAUGCCCAAACCUGGUAACUGUCCCAGUGAUUCGAUUGUCACCAUGCCACUGUCACCAAGACCACCUUGCAACUUUGAUGGUGACUGUCCUGUAGAUGAAAAAUGUUGUUUUCUUAACGAUCUGUUUACCUGUGUGUCUCCUGUACAAACAUCGCCACGAUGUCCAGUCAUUCCUGGAGUGAUGUACAUAUGUGCUGAGCAUUGCACUGAUGACAGUGAUUGUCCACCUGGUGAAAAGUGCUGCUAUGAUGGAUGUGGACACAUUUGCUUGUCACAAGAAAUGAUGAAACCAGGAAACUGCCCCACUAACUUGUUCGCCCCCCGUUGUGUUGAACACUGCCGAGUUGACAGCAGCUGCCCCAAUGAGCUGAAGUGCUGUCCAACACCAUGUGGUUUUUCCUGUGUGAUGCCUGUUUUUUGAUCCGUACCAGACGUACAUACUUCUUUUUCCAACAUAUGGCUGAUCAGAUUUACUGAAUAAAAACAAUUUCCUUUUUUUUUUC
Nothobranchius furzeri (turquoise killifish) is the source of this 1285-nucleotide messenger RNA. The record is from RefSeq and is a predicted model, not a curated record. Lineage: Eukaryota; Metazoa; Chordata; Actinopteri; Cyprinodontiformes; Nothobranchiidae.